ACUAGCCGUUGACAUAAGCUAAUACUUUUAAUGUUUUAAAAUGCCUGUAUUGUUAGUGGUGUGAAUACGGUCAGAUAAAAAGUGGAUGUGGCGUUGUACCGAUGGAGUAGCUAAAUGGGCGGUGAAAGCGGUUGAUCGAUGAUUAGAUUCACGGUGUGGAUCACGGCGGGGAGAGGGGAUGACUCACCCCGUCUGAUGUGAUGUUCAUCCCGCAACAGCUCGGCCAGUGCGGUGGCACGCCGGUAGUUAAACCUAACACAACGGUGUGCUCCUCCAAUAAAAGUCAAACUUUAUCGAACUGUUCAGAUUCGUUUGGGUGGCCCUAAGAUACCUUGUUUGUUUCAAACUUGAGUGGUUGUCACUUGCUAGUUAGAUAGAGAGACCGAGCGUCGUGAUUUUCCGUAAAUAUCGUGACGCCUGAUUGCCAUGGAAACAGUGCUCCUGCGCUGAGAGGAAACUGUCCGUGUUAACUUCAGCAUCAACCUCUUCAACGGGGUCGAGUGGUGUUGUUUUGUUUGUUUUUUUGCUUUUCUUGUGUUGCUACUCUGGCUUUACUUUCCAUUUUAAAUUGGCCACAAUACAGACCUCUAUUUCACAGGUGAGGAUGAUGGAGCUUCAAACGGCGAAGAGGUUCCACAACUUGACCCUCGAGCAAAUCCAGGCUCUGGACAAGGUCUUGACUGAGGUGAUCCCCAUCCACGGGCGAGGGAAUUUCCCCACGCUGCAGGUGAGAGCUAAAGACAUCAUUCGUGUGGUGAAGGAUCGGCUGGUCGAAAGAGACAUCCAGGUGAAAGAUAUACGGCUGAAUGGCGCGACUGCCAGCCACGUCCUGGUGAGGGAUAACUGCCUGGGCUAUAGAGACUUAGACAUCAUUUUUGGAGUGGAGCUGCCCAGGCAGGAGGACCUCCAGGUGAUAAAGGAGGUAGUGUUGGGCAGCCUACGAGACCUCCUUCCUUGUGGAGUUAACAGACGGAAGAUCACCUGCCUGACAAUGAAGGAGGCCUAUGUGCAAAAGAUGGUGAAAGUUUUCAACGAGCACGACAGAUGGAGCCUUAUCUCGCUUUCUAACAACAGAGCUAAAACCGUGGGGCUCAGAUUUGUCAGCUCCCUUCGAAGGCAGUUUGAGUUCAGUGUGGACUCCUUCCAGAUAAUAUUAGACCGUAUGCUAGAGUAUUACUGGGAGACUGAAAGGAAACAAGGAGGAAAGCUGGCAUUGAAUGCUGGGAAUUUGUCUAAAAGAGACGACGAGGAUGAAAACAAAGAGCAAAAUAAAUCAAGCAUUCCUCGGGAUGUUGAAGCGGAUAUUGAAAAGGACUCCAGCGGAGAAAGUCCAGGCCAGGAUGAAGAUGUUUCUGUGCUUGAGAAAGAGCUUCCACUUUCAAAGGUUGAGCAUGUGGAUGGAAAGCACGAAGCACAGGAGGUGCUAAAACCUGAGAGCAUUAACUUACAACAAGUGGGAGUGGAUGGCAUAGGGGAUGUUCAUUCAGAGGAGGACAUUGUGUUUGAGAUAUGUGAAAAAAAUGGAGGAGAAAAAGGCCAGUUUCACAGUGAUUAUCCUCUAGUUUCAUCUCCUAAAGCUUUAUUAACAGAUGUCAGGGAUCCACUGAUAACACAUGCAUGUUUGAAGCCACAGAGUAAUGAAGAGCUGUCUGAGUCACAAGCUUCCCAACCAGCAGACAAGUCAGCUCAACAGGAAAAAGUCCAUUGUGCAGAAAUUACUCAGUUCAAAGUUGACUCUGUAAUCUGCAGGACUGAGAGUACCUCAAGCGCACAAGAUUCACAUCUUGAAUUUUCCUUUCCUCCUCCAGCUAAGAAAACGUGCAGCACAUCACAGGACAUUGUACCAGAUUAUUGCCCUUCACCAAAAUUACAAAGGAAAAUGUCAAGGAAGAAGAUCAGUAUGCCGGAGAAAUGGUCUUUACUGACUGAUUUGUCAGGUCUUACGACGCAGCUGUUCCCACCCAUAGAAAUACCCAAACCACUUCAGCCAAAGCCUCCUUUACUGGACAGCGAUCAAGAUCAUGGCUCAAAUGUUCCAGCCUCCAAGCCAGAGACCUUAGACACCCUUCCAGCUCCCACGUGCAGUCCAGCCAGUACACUUCAGGAUGGGACUGGCUCGAAUGAAAGCGUGGAACUAACUGUUAAGCCAAAACACUCGAAGAAGCCUCCUGAUUCAGAGACUCAAAGCCACACACAUGCAGCACAUGUACAGCCUCAGAUCAAUGAGCAAACACCCGAGCUGGCCGACACUGUCCCAAACAGGUGCGGGGCAAGCUCAUGGGCCGGGGCAGCAGGGGAGCCCACAAUCACUGUUGAAGCAGAGUGCAUGUACGGAGACUUUGAACUGGCGAUGGACCAACUCCGCCACCGCCUCAUUGCCACCCACAACCCAGAGGAGAUCCGAGGAGGGGGCCUGCUAAAAUACAGCGACCUGCUGGUGAGGAACUUCCGACCAGCUAGCGAGACAGAGAUCAAGUCCUUGGAGCGCUACAUGUGCUCCCGCUUCUUCAUCGACUUUCCUGACGUGAGCGAGCAGCAGCGUAAGAUCGAGGCCUACUUGCAGUGCCACUUCAUUGGCAACGAGGAGACGAGCAAGUACGACUACCUGAUGACCCUGCGGCGUGUGAUAGACGAGAGCACGGUGUGUUUGAUGGGACACGAGAGGAGACAGACGCUCAACAUGAUCACAGUCCUGGCUCUGAGGGUGCUGGGCGAGCAGAACGCCAUCCCCAACACGGCCAACGUCACCUGUUUCUAUCAGCCGGCUCCAUACAUGACAGAGCCGAUUUACAGCAGCUACUUCAUCCCCCAGGCCCAGCCCCCACUUGUCUACCACCCCUACCCGCUGCAUGUCCACAUGCAGACUGGCCUGGUGUAGCUACAGUGACAUGCCCACAGGGAGGCAUGUGGGCUGCUUUCAGCAUGGUGCUCUGCAAGCAGAGGCACAAAUGGAAGUUUUGACAACAACAGGCAACCAUGGGCGCAGUGUUGUUUGAUGCUUUGAAACCCCUCCUGCUUAUGACACGAACGAUCAUCAAAGGUCAGAACUGAAAGGGGUCCGGAGGCAAAGCAUGUCACCCUUUCAAGAUGAACACUUUUGAAAAGGAAAGAAAGGCUAAGAGCUUACUUUUCAGAGAUCUCGUAGAGAGGAUUUCAUUGACAUAUAGAGGGAUUGUGUUUACGGCUGUUUCAGCUCAGCUUUGGCAAGGCUCUAUACCAGAAUUUAGUAAAGUGACAGUUCUCUAAGACUUGAAGAUACAAUUCUCCAUCAUAUAAAAACAUACUACAUGUUGGCAGCAUAAAUCUUGAUUUGGUUAAAGUUUGAAUAAUGAUAAUUCCUUAUCGUUUCUGAGGGGUUAAAAACCCCAUAUAUCUGUUUUGUGAAUCAUCAGUCUCUGUGGAGUACAUGUUAGUGUGUGACUAAUAGGCUACCUGUAUUCACUGUAUAGAAAUAGGACACCAUUUAGUGAAGGCAUACAUUAGAUUAGAUUAAAUUUGCUGUGGUAUUUCCAUGAUAUCGUAAGUUUUAUAUUUGUGAAUGUAAACCGCUCCUCUAAUGUCAAAGGUGGAAACAAGAGAUUGUGGUUCAGUUCCAUUAAGGUCUGUACG
Molecule: messenger RNA, 3609 nt
Organism: Perca flavescens (yellow perch)
Lineage: Eukaryota; Metazoa; Chordata; Actinopteri; Perciformes; Percidae
Exons: 2
Coding region: 605-2878 (757 amino acids)
Biological process (GO): mRNA stabilization
Molecular function (GO): RNA binding; poly(A) RNA polymerase activity
Source: RefSeq, a predicted model, not a curated record